Misgurnus anguillicaudatus (oriental weatherfish) is the source of this 2908-nucleotide messenger RNA. It is a transcript of the gene bin1a, whose product is annotated as bridging integrator 1a. Gene Ontology annotation, molecular function: tau protein binding; phospholipid binding. The record is from RefSeq and is a predicted model, not a curated record. Gene Ontology annotation, cellular component: cytoplasm; synaptic vesicle; plasma membrane. NCBI's taxonomy places the organism in Eukaryota, Metazoa, Chordata, Actinopteri, Cypriniformes, Cobitidae.
UGGUCGCUGAACAUCUGCGUCCUGUGUGCGCUUGUGCAGGUUCAGUCCAUCAUCACAGGGACGAGUAUUAUUAUAAGGCCUAGAAUUUAAUAGAAAAACAGUCUGCUGCAUUAGAUAUCGUAACAAAUGCACAUCUGACACGCUACCUGCAAACAACAACAUCCGGAUAAGAAUGGCUGAAUUACCGAUGGGGAAAGGGGUUUCCGCAGGGAAAAUCGCGAGCAAUGUACAGAAAAAAAUCACCAGGGCUCAGGAAAAGGUUCUCCAAAAGCUUGGCAAGGCAGACGAGACUAAAGAUUUGGCUUUUGAAGAGGGUGUGAUCAACUUUAAUAAACAGCUGGCUGAAGGUUCCAAACUGCAGAAGGACCUUCGAGCCUAUCUGUCUGCCGUUAAAGCCAUGCAUGAGUCUUCUCGACAUCUAUACGAGUGCCUGGAUGACAUGUAUGAGUCUGAUUGGUAUGGCAGAAAGGACAUGGACUCCAUCGUAGAGGACUCAGAUCUCCUCUGGACAGAUUUCCAUCAAAAACUAGUGGAUCAUGCGCUUAUAUCCAUGGACACUUACCUGGGCCAAUUUCCUGACAUCAGGGCCCGCAUUGCAAAGCGUGACCGGAAACUAGUGGACUUUGACAGUGCCCGACACAAUUAUGCUGCGGUAAACAAAGGCAAGAAAAAGGAGGGGAUUAAGAUCACCAAGCCAGCAUCUCUGCUGGAAAGGGCCGCCCCAGGCUGGGCUCAGGGGAUCCUGUCAGCCCAUAAUGUAGCACAGACCAAUCUCACCAGGAGUCAGGCAGAGGAAGAAUUGGAGAGGGCACAGAAGGUGUUUGAGGAGAUUAAUAUAGAUUUGCAGGAGGAACUGCCGUCGCUGUGGAACAGUCGUGUUGGCUUUUAUGUGAACACUUUCCAGAGCGUGGCUGGUUUGGAGGAGAAGUUUCACAGAGAAAUGGGAAAAAUUAAUCAGAAUCUGAAUGAUACACUGCAGAAAUUAGAAGAUCAUGAAAUGUCCAGAAAAACAGGUAGCCAAAGGGUGAGGACAUCAGCAGUCCAGAGGAGUGAGAUAACACAAGAGGCCAAUCACACUUUGAGCCCAGGAGGACCACCGGCCAUUCCCAAAUCACCAUCUAAGCUAAGGCCUGCCGUUCCUCCACCUCCAAAAGUUACUCCAUCAAUGGACAUGAAGCAGGAGAGCAUUAUUAAUCUGUUUGAAGAAGCUGCCACUCCAAACAUCAGUGUCACUUCGCCAACGCAGUAUGAAGCUCCAGCCACUGCUAAUCUGCUGGACAUGGACCUGGACUCACUUCAGGCUGCCACCACCCCUGCAGCACAGAAUUGGGAUUCAUUGGAGCAAGCAGAGAGGAAUGCUGAGGUGCCUCAGACAUGGGACGAUGAUGUUACCCAGCCUGUGCACACUGGCUGGGGCGAUGAUGGUACCCAGGCUACCUGGGAUGAUGAUGGUAGACUACCUGUGCGUGCUCCGGCCGCAUACACCACCUGGGAUGAUGAUGGCUCCCAGCCUGUACAGGGGGAUGCAUUUGAUUCUACCCAGAAGGCCCAGGGGUGGGACGAUGAUGGGGCUCAGGAUGCAGUAAAGGAAGCUGCUGCUACAGAAAAGCCAGCAGCCGAAACUACAGUAGAGACAGCUGCUGAAAGUGUAGAGAUGCCUGAAAAGUUCCUGUUCAAAGUGAAAGCGAUGCAUGACUACAAUGCUAAUGAUUCUGAUGAGCUGGAGCUGAAGGCCGGAGAUGUGGUGCUGGUGAUGACCUUUGAAAAUCCAGAUGAGCAGGAUGAAGGGUGGCUGAUGGGAAUGAAAGAGUCAGACUGGAUUCAGUCUAAAGACCAUGGGAAAAAAGGCGUCUUUCCGGAAAAUUUCACACAGAGGAUUUGAGAGCUUGGCUCUCCUACUGAUCUGUGACACUUUAACCCCUGCUGUUUCUCUAUGAAUCCUUGUUUCACCUUUGAGCUUUCCUUGACAAGGCAGCGAAGAUAAACUGUAAUACUCCAACAAAUGUGAACCCACAGGUUGGUUAUGUGUGUGGAAGUGAAGUUUGCAUUGUCAGGUCAAUCUCUAUGUUGUUUUGGGUCUCACAGUGUUUCAUCAGCCUCUCCUUUAUAAUGUGAAGUGACUUUCUGUUAUAUAGUUUUGCCUUUUCUAAAUAAAAGCUUUCAGUUGCAUAGCAAAAGAUAGGAACUCGUCUAAUACUUUGCAGUAGAUGUUUUUAGACUACCCAGUCUUAAGAACUGUCCCACAAGCUCACAAAACAUACACAUACUGUAAGUAGUCUCUGUAGUGAGCAUUUGAGGUGCAUUUUAGCAAACCAUAGUUAAAUAACAGGUGGGAACAUGCUGUAUUUUUUGUGAAUAACUCCUCUAUUAAUUACAUAAUCCUGUAGUAUGAGAGUACAGAGAGACUAAAGUCUCCACUUAGACUAAAGUACUAAAUGUUUCCCACCUUUUACCCCUACUAUCUACCGCCUACCAAACCAUAUGCAGAUAUUUAUAUGCAGGUAAUAUUGAAACUAAUGAGGCUGAUAUAUUUAACCCCAGACUCUUGCUCAGGUUAACCUGUGUGCUGACGCUCAGCUUAUUAUUCAUACUCGAUAUUACUAUCCACAGAUCCUUUUGAAUAAGCCAUUUCAGAUAUCUCUGAUUAUUUUACUUCACUGUGCAAAGGGAGUCAUAUACAAAUAUUAUGUCCGCCCAGUAAAACAUGCUUUAUAUUCUGUAAACUACUAUAAAGUAUAAACUACAGUUGUAUUCUUUUCUUAUGUGAUGCAAUAAUGUCUACACAGAUCUUUAUUAUGAAUUGUGUUCAUAGACGCGUGUCAGAGUUAUAUAUAUCCGUGAUUUAAAAAGGCGAGGAUAUUAACACUUGUAACAUGGUGCAACAGUUAAAGGAAUAGUCCAUUUUCUU